This is a messenger RNA of Ananas comosus (pineapple), 3715 nucleotides long. RefSeq names its product pentatricopeptide repeat-containing protein At5g04780-like. The transcript has 10 exons. The record is from RefSeq and is a predicted model, not a curated record. Gene Ontology annotation, biological process: RNA modification. NCBI's taxonomy places the organism in Eukaryota, Viridiplantae, Streptophyta, Magnoliopsida, Poales, Bromeliaceae. Gene Ontology annotation, molecular function: protein binding; RNA binding; zinc ion binding.
UUCCUCCUCCUUUUCGGACACAUAUAGAGAGAGAGACGGAGAGAGAGAGAGAAAGAGAGAGAGAGAGAGGAGUUGCUCCUCGGAUCUCGCGAUCUCCACUCCCAAAUCUCACCUCUCCUCUCCCCCUCGAUUUGACGAAUCCAUCUCCUCCUCUCCUCCCCUGAUCCGAUCCCCCUCGCCUCCCCCCCCGGUCUCGCUUUGGAUCUGAAUCUAGGGUUUCCGAACGCCCCCGCCACCCUUCUCCCUCCUCUCCCAUGGCCCCCAUCUCGCGGAGCCGUACAUGUCGUCUCCCUCAGCUACGAUAUCUCUUCGUCGUCCUCCUCUUGCUCGCUUCCAUCUGUGGCCCGCGAAUCGUCUCCUCCGAGGGUUUAGAGCUCGACGAUGAUGAGGUGAAGGAGAAUGAACCCUUGGAUCGCCGCACCAAAAUGUUUCUUCAUUCUUUCAGGAACAAUACUACUAGUUGGAGCAAUGGACUUCCCAUACAUCAAGAUGGAUUGGGGCUUUUUGAUGCCUUCUUUGCUAGCUUGUCCAUGAUUAUAGUCAGUGAGAUCGGAGACGAAACAUUUAUAAUUGCUGCUCUCAUGGCGAUGCGGCAUCCCAAGUCAAUUGUUUUAUCUGGCGCUCUCGCUGCCUUGAUUGUCAUGACAGUGCUAUCUACUGGACUUGGUCGGAUAGUGCCCAACUUGAUAUCGAGGAAACAUACAAAUAGUGCAGCUACAGUGCUUUAUGCAUUCUUUGGAUUACGGUUGCUUUACAUUGCUUGGAGAUCAGAUUCAAAGUCUUCACAAAAGAAGGAGAUAGAAGAAGUGGAGGAAAAGCUCGAGGCAGGGCAAGGGAAAACAACAUUCCGACGCAUAUUUUCGAGGUUUUGUACACCUAUUUUCUUAGAGUCCUUUGUUUUGACUUUUCUGGCCGAAUGGGGUGAUCGCAGCCAGAUAGCAACUAUUGCGCUUGCAACCCACAAGAACGCAAUCGGGGUUGCCGUUGGGGCGACCCUGGGGCACACAAUUUGUACAUCCUUUGCGGUGGUAGGUGGCAGCAUGCUCGCCUCCAAAAUCUCUCAAGGCACUGUUGCCACCAUCGGCGGCCUCCUCUUUCUAGGGUUUUCCCUCUCUUCCUACUUCUACCCCCCAUUGUGAUUGUAACUUGUCAUCUGAUUCUUCUUCUCUGUUAACCCGUCGCCCGCCGCCGCCCUUUCGGACGUCGAGCUCCUCCAUUCGAGAGCAAUCAAGGUCGGGUUCGCUCGAAACCGCCGAGUGGGCGCCGGGCUCCUUAACCAAUACGUCAAAAUUGGAUCUUUGGGCCUCGCACGUAAGCUGUUUGAAGAAAUUCCCAACAGAGAUGUUCCUGCAUGGACGGUUCUCAUUUCGGGUUAUUCUCGAAAUGGACGGAACGAGACGGGGCUGCAGCUAUUUCAUCGGAUGCUAGACGAGGGGGUUCAACCGAAUGGCUUCACUCUUUCUAGUGUUUUGAAGUGUUGUGCAGGAAUUAGCGACGUAGAAAAUGGUAAGAGGAUUCAUGGGUGGAUUGUGAGAAAUGGGAUUGUUUUGGAUGUCGUGCUGCAUAACUCAAUCCUUGACAUGUACACUAAAUGUGGCACUUUCGAACAUGUGAAGAGAUAUUUCCACAUGAUGAUGGAGAAGGAUUCUGUUUCAUGGAAUAUUAUGAUUGCCGCCCAUUUGGAGAUUGGUGAUAUUGAUGGAUCGAUGGACUUAUUCGCACAUUCGCCGUUUCAGGACGUUUCGAGUUGGAAUACAAUCGUUAGCGGGCUGGUGCGAAAUGGAUUUGACGAGAUGGCCCUCAAGCUUCUCGAUCAAAUGGUAAGAACCGGACCGAGGUUUAAUCAAUUCACUUUCUCUACGGCUUUGGCACUGUCAGGUAAAUUAUCUUUGCUGCACUUAGGCAGGGAACUUCACAAUCGAAUAUUGAGAAUCGGGUACGAGCAAGAUGCAUAUGUUACAAACUCUCUGAUAGACAUGUAUUGCAAAUGUAACCAGAUGGAAGCUUCAUCCAUUAUAUUCAAUUCCUCGUCAUUAUUUGCUACUAAUUCAACGGCAAAGACCAUUUCAUGGAGCACGAUGAUGGCUGGAUUUGUCCAAAGUGGUCGAAAUGAAGAGGCUCUCGAGCUUUUCCUCAGUAUGCAAAGAGGAGGCGUCACUUUGGACCAAUUUACUCUCACUAGCUGUGUCACAGCUUGUGCUGAUGCUGGAAUUUUAGAGCAAGGGAGGCAGGUACAUUCUUGUAUUGAGAAACUAGGGCACGGUUUUGAUGUACACUUAGCAUCGGCUAUCACUUACAUGUAUGCUAAAUGUGGUAGUUUAGAAGAUGCUGAUAAAAUUUUUCGCCACACCGAUAAUAGGAAUGUCGUUCUUUGGACUUCAAUGCUGUGCUCCUAUUCUUUGCAUGGGCAGGGGAGGCCGGCUGUUGAGCUUUUCGACAGGAUGUUGGGAGAGAAAAUAAUCCCGAACGAAAUUAGUUUUAUUGGUGUUUUGUCAGCUUGUAGUCAUAGUGGGUUGGUUACAGAAGGGUAUCGAUAUUUUAGAUUAAUGAAGGAAACUUACGGGAUAAGUCCCAGUGUAGAGCACUAUACUUGUAUAGUUGAUCUCUAUGGUAGAUCCGGAUUCCUUGAUAGGGCCAAACAGUUCAUUUAUGAAUAUAAAAUAAGCCAUUAUGCUGUUGUUUGGAGAGCAUUUUUAUCGGCAUGCCGUGCUCAUAAUUACAUCAAAGAUGCAAUAUUGGCAUCUGAAAAGUUGGUUGAGCUUGAACCAUAUGAUGCAGGAUCCUACAUUUUGUUGUCAAAUUUAUAUGCAACUAAAAGGAAAUGGGAAGAUACAUUUGAAUUGAGAAGUUUAAUGCAUGAAAGAGGGGUUAGAAAACAACCUGGUCAAUCUUGGAUUCAAAUAAAGAACAUGAUUCACACAUUUGUUGUGGGGGAUAAGUCACAUCCCAAAGCCAAUGAAAUUUAUUCUUAUUUAAAUAAAUUGAUCGCAAGGUUGAAGGAAAUGGGGUAUUUGAGUAGAACGGAUUUGGUUCUUCAUGAUGUAGAAGAAGAACAAAGAGAGUCGGCAUUGAAUUUCCAUAGUGAGAAGCUAGCUAUUGCUUUUGGGAUCAUUUCCACCCCUAGAAAAACACCUCUUAGGGUCAUGAAAAAUUUGCGUGUCUGCGAGGACUGUCAUGAAGUUAUUAAGUAUAUAAGCCAAGUCACGGAGAGGGAGAUAAUUCUUCGAGAUACACACCGCUUUCAUCAUUUUAAGCAUGCAAAGUGUUCCUGUGAAGAUUUCUGGUGAACGAGCUCAGAUAUUCAUGACUAUUUUACUUUGUUAUUUGAGAUGAAGCAAAUUCAUGAAGGUAUGUACCAAAGCUCGCAUCUUAGAUUUGCCGGAUUAUGAAAUAGGCAUAUAUGUGGUCUUUUUUAUUACUUUUAAUUCCAUUUCACACCAUAGAGCAUUCAAGAACAUAAUUUCAUCGUAUUAGAGGACGCGCAUUCACACAGAAGCUUUAUGAAAGUGCUUGAAUGCUAUAUGCCAAACUUUUUUAGCUGCUCUUUUAGCUGACUGCAGAAAUUUGUCAUCUGUUUUCUGAAGAAACUACAAGGUGAUUUAUGUUAUUGCAAGAAAGAGGGGUAUUCCUCUGUCAUCGCUGAGCCGAGUGCUUAGGAUCUGCGGCUUUGGAGGCAUCAUUUGUCAUAUCAGGAUUAAUUCGUUUUUUAAAAAAG